UAGUAAUGUCAUUUCUGUGUAGGUGUUCAAUGUACUAGACCCAAAUAAGAAGGGUUAUGCCAAUAAGGAUGAUAUCAUGGCAUUAACAGUGGAUAAGCUUAAAGCUAUAGCUGAUAUUGUGGAUCCUGAUUAUGCAAACACUGAGGAAUAUGAACAUGUCCUGUUUGGUGAAGCGGAAGUAAGAGAUGCUUUUCAAGAUGCUCUAGAAGAAGGAAAUGGAGAACUCCAUUUACAAAAAUUGAUACAAAAAUACAAGGAUCUUGGUGGAUCGGAAAAAGUUGCACGGGAGUUAUUUGCAAUGUUGAAACCCAAAUCUAAAGAUAAAGCAACAGCUGAUGAAGUAGAAGAGAACUUGGCAAACGUGCUUGAACUUUACAAGAAAAUAAGAGACGACGAUAAAUCAGGUAUAUUUUACGAUCGGCACUUACAAGAGGACAAAGAAAUCAUGGCCAAGACAUUAGAUGGGAAAAAAGAUACAGAUGGAACAAAACACGAAGAACUUUAGAACUUUGGAGCUUAAUAAUAAUUGUUUUAAGAAGCCCGAUUUUGAACUGAUGAAUUCAUCAUUACAAAAUGGUAAAA
This is a messenger RNA of Exaiptasia diaphana, 582 nucleotides long. RefSeq lists its product as uncharacterized. The record is from RefSeq and is a predicted model, not a curated record. The coding region runs from base 77 to 505 and encodes 142 amino acids. The transcript is spliced from 4 exons. Lineage: Eukaryota; Metazoa; Cnidaria; Anthozoa; Actiniaria; Aiptasiidae.